Molecule: messenger RNA, 1587 nt
Organism: Meyerozyma guilliermondii ATCC 6260
Lineage: Eukaryota; Fungi; Ascomycota; Pichiomycetes; Serinales; Debaryomycetaceae
Exons: 1
Coding region: 1-1587 (528 amino acids)
Source: RefSeq, a predicted model, not a curated record
AUGUCCAGAAUAGACCAGCUUAUGCUGGUUGUGGAGCUGUUGGAGAGAAAAUCGUGCUCCAUAGUGGACAAGAGCCACGAAUCUGUGGCAUUAGUCCAGAAAAUUUCUCGUCUUUACGAUAAAUGGACCCAAGAAGAACACCAUUGUGCUCAUCUUCAUUCGGAAGCAGCCGCCAGUUUUCUGCUUUUGACAGGGUUUAGAACCCUAGACGAAAAGCUCUUUCUCUUGGACGCCAGCUUAAGUACUAGCGAUGUCUACACCAGCUCGAUGUCGUUGGAAAAUUUGAAAAAUGAGUACUACUAUAUGUUGAAGAAUCCCGAAAAUGAUGCAACAAGUUUUGACACAAAUUUUGACAAUUUUGACACAAAUGUUCUUGAACUGCCGUAUCCCAGACCGUCCAGACUCUCCCACUCCGAAUCCCUGCCAUACACCCAGAAAUCAUACCAUCAAUCACACCAUCAAUCAUUCAAUCAAUCAUUCAAUCUGCCCCUCCAUCUGUCUUUGCCCACGGAUCUGCCCCUCCCUCAUAAAAGCUCGAUCGCCGACCUUAAACUCAAACCCAUCAAGUGUCGCACAUCGCAGCCAUACAAGAAAAAGUCAAGGUACCGUCUCUCGCAGAUAUACACCCUCAAUCCUGUGAUUGAUACUUCCUUCGAGUCAUUGUCUCCGGAACGCUAUGUGUCGAAAGCAUCACAAGUAUCGGAUGCAAUGUCUCGUCAGAACACUCAGGAUCAAACAGCUUCAACUUUACCCACCACUUUCGAGGACGACCGGGAAACCAGUGAUAUAAAUGUAACCAUUGAACUUGAGAAAGAUUUGGAUGCUUUUCAUAUAAAUGGUCAAAAUCCUUCACCCGAUAGAGUAUCUGCCAGCUCAAUGUUGUCGCUUUCUCCACCCUUGGAAUUCGACAAUUUCAACGAUUUUUUGCGAAAAUCAAGACUCGACUUGCAAGCGUCACCUCCCAAGCUUAAACGAUCAACUUCUCACGACAGCAUAUUCCACGAAGCCAAGCUAAAAUUCCACAAUCCUGCUGAGAAAAUCAGCUUGAAAAGCGACGUUGUAACCCCAACAUUUGAGUCGAUUUAUUGUCAGGAAUCGGCCCGUGAAUCCUCCAGUAAACUUCUUGCUGAAAUGAUCCAAAAAGCCGAUUUGCAGCCAAUUUCCAAAACGCCCACGAAACAGCCAUUUGCCUUGGGUUUGGGUUCACCGCUCCAGCCAACUUUAUCCCAUGUAACUUCGUCUCCCCCACGACGAAACAGCGUGAGUAAAGCACUCGCAAGCAGUUUUUUCUCGUUGAUGGCUCCGUCUCCUCGUCAAUCAAGUGUGGAUUCUAAGCGUGAAAAUAUACCGACAACAGUUGAGAAACCAAAAAAAACCGCUGCUGCUCCUGUUAUGAUAACUAGUGAAGCACAACGAAAACGACUUCCUCUUCAUCCCAUUUCCUUCAACGGGGCACAUUCCAAACUUAAAAUAGACAAUAAUGCGGCAGUGAUCUGCCAUGGACAGUCGGCUGCAAUUCGUCGUCCGAUUAUGACUCGGGUUAGUCGUAAUUCGUUAAAUGAAGCAUUGAGUAGCAGUAUUAAAUAG